UGAACACACUAUCAGUAUCGAUUAAACCGCCGUUCUAUUAUCGACGAUCGAAAAAAUGAAUUAUUUAAUAUUACUUUUGCUAUCCGUGAGUGCAAUGGCCUAUGGGCCUCCUGAUUGCCAUUAUGACAGUGCAUUCAUACAGGCUUUCUACGAUAAAUACGAACUAUUUAAAAAAACGAAAGCAUUUGAUCCAGCUGAUUCGAAAAUUCCAUUGGAGAAAUAUCAGUUUUAUGUCAAUGGUGGUAUAAGCAAUUUAGCCUUGAAAAUCAACGGUGUCUCGAUGUUCGAAUAUUAUACAAUCGACGGUGAUAAUAAAAUCCAAACAGAUGGUGGUCAUUAUCGUGUCAAGGGUGGCGUGAGCCUUAAGUAUGUGCGUGACGAAAAUGGUAAAUUUUCAUUUGAAGACGAGUCGAAUCAUAAGAAAUUUAGUUCAUCACUGCAGAGCAUCGAUGAUGAGUUACCAAGUGAUUUCGAACAGGAUUACAAACAAGUUUUGGUUGAUUUGAACGCAAUGAGGAAGAAAAUGUUCGACUAUCGUAAUGGUCUAAGCAAGGAAGACUUCGAGCUUGUUCACUUGUUUGAGUCUACCCCAUCUCCGAAUGGUGAUGGAUUCUCUGCGCGAUAUGUCGAGCAAGAUGAGACAUAUAUAGUCGUUUCUAAGCAGAAUGGAAUUGAUGUCAUUUCUGGACGACUUGCGUGUGGUUAUAAGGAACAGAAAUAUAACAUUGUAGAUGGCAAGGUUGUUAUUGAAGGGGAACCUACCUUUAUCCGAGAUUAAUUCUAUGCGUAAAUUUUCCGUUCAAAUUUUGUGUCAUUUGAUCAAUAAAACGUUUUAAAAUUGCAAA
This is a messenger RNA of Bradysia coprophila, 845 nucleotides long. RefSeq lists its product as uncharacterized. Lineage: Eukaryota; Metazoa; Arthropoda; Insecta; Diptera; Sciaridae. The record is from RefSeq and is a predicted model, not a curated record.